This is a messenger RNA of Contarinia nasturtii (swede midge), 1303 nucleotides long. RefSeq names its product pentatricopeptide repeat-containing protein 2, mitochondrial-like. The coding region runs from base 123 to 1187 and encodes 354 amino acids. Gene Ontology annotation, cellular component: mitochondrion. The record is from RefSeq and is a predicted model, not a curated record. The transcript has 8 exons. Gene Ontology annotation, molecular function: RNA binding. Gene Ontology annotation, biological process: regulation of mRNA processing; multicellular organism development; mitochondrion organization. Lineage: Eukaryota; Metazoa; Arthropoda; Insecta; Diptera; Cecidomyiidae.
GGUGUCGAUUACAAAAAUUCCACCUCAAUACGUGUAGCUGUUUUACAAUUGUUUUGAAUUUUUAUUUGAAUUGCGUUUUUCCCUUCAAUCAAUUGGAACGUACAGCAAACGAAGUUAGCAAAAUGUUGAUUUUAAAAUAUAAUUCAACAAUUUACAAAGAAUUAUUGAGAGUAAAUGCCGUGGUCGGCACUGCGAAGAGAACUUUAAUUUCCGAACAAAAAUUGGGAAUAACAGCCUAUGAGAAUAAUCGAUUUAGGACACAGCAAAUCAUUCGCAAAGUUGAUCUAAAGACUUUGGAAUCGGCAAUACGCUUCAAUAAUAUGACAAUCGUGAGUGAUAUAACAAAACGAUGGUGUCACAUCAUGGACAGGGCCGAAUGCGAAGCAAAUUUUGAAUUAUUACGUAAAAGUUUAAGUUUCAUUUAUUCAAGUUCAGCACUAUCUUCGUCGUCGUUUGAUUUUGGUUCUUUGACUAUGCGGAUGUUAUAUCAUUUGGAUUUGCCAGAAAAAGCACUCGAGUUAAACGAUGAUUUGCAUAUCGGAGGAAUGUUUCAAAGAUUAACCUGCUCGUUGGUGCUGGGAGAUUUACUGUUUAAAAGGGGCAUGUAUGAAAAACUACUUGAAGAUAUUCGGGAAAGACGCGAUUUACAAUCGAAACAAGAAAAGGGGACAUCAAGAUUGAUGAACUAUCUCGCGAUGGCCGCUUACUAUAAAUUGAACACACCAAAACAUCUGGACUAUGCACUGAAUGUGUGGGCGGAUUCAGUGAAGGAACAUCAAAUGGAUCAAAGUGCCAGCUUUCUUGCCAUGUUAGCUAUAAAUCAAAGUAAACCGGAAAUCGCCCUGGAAGUAUUACCUCCAGAUAAUAAACGAUUUUCAACGGCGAAUGUACGGCUCAUAGCACUCAGCGAGUGCGGUCGAUUCAAUGAAGCAGGAAAUACAAUGAAAGAUAUUUUAUCCACAUAUGAGCGUGGAUUUAAAAUUAGUGCAGAAACUAUAAUAGGAGUACAAAAGACUCUUCAAGACAAUUUACUAAAUAAAGAUGCAGUCUUGUGUAUGGAUCUUCUAAAUGAAAUUGUUCAAAAAAGAAACAUUUCGAACAUGACGAUAGACGAAAUACUAUGUUGGCCAGUGAGUGAAAACGUUGAUCGUAAUGACGGUGAAUUAAAGAAGUUAAAAAAACAAUGAAAAAAGAUUUAGAGUGACCUCGAGUAGUUGAAUUAAAACUCAGUAAUUAAAGAAUAUUGGCUGAGUUUAAAAAAAAAUGCAAAAAACAGCAAAUAAAAUUAAUGACCAAAAUCAAA